AGUCAGGGAUAAAUAAAAACAAAUGUCAUAUGGUCCACGACCUACAGCGUUUCACCCACUGGCCACACGGUGUCUGCCCAGCUGGAUUGGUUCUUCAGAGGAUGCUCUCCACCUAUCACGAUGCUUCGUUCAGUUUCUUCACGUCGCUCGAUGUUUUACCAGCAACAUCAACACUAUUUCAUGCAGAGUCAGGUGGCUAGCAUACGGAACGCCCUUAGUUCGUAAUUGCACCCGAAAAGUGCUCUGCUCUCCAGAGGUAGACCACUGAUGGAGCAUCGACAUACAAGCUCUGGGGCCAGUCGUUGUCAUGUUUCCAUGCGUUUCCUCCUGGCCCUCUGCUGAGCCCCCGUCGCCCUGCGGUCAUGUCUCCCUGCCCACACACACUCACACGCAGCCCCUGCCUGACCUACUGUGCAGCUGCCCUGCCCCGCAGGUGAACCCUCACCCCGUUCCAGACUACAUGGAGUCCCUUAUCGUGGUGACCGAGUACAAGGGAGGUGAUGAGGUGGAGGACAUGGAGUGCUCUGAGAUGCCCUUCAGACCACACUCCUGUGACCUGCUGUCCCGCUCUGUGGGCCACCCCGAGGCCCUGUCCCCCGAGCCCCAGGGGCACAGGGGAAGACUAAACCUGUCAGACCGGAAGCUGUCCCUGCAGGAGCGCUCCCAGACGGCCUCGUCUCCCAACGGGCGCUACAUCUACCCCUCGCUGCCCUACUCGCCCAUCACCUCGCCCCACUCCUCCCCGCGGCUACCCCGUAGGCCCACCGUGGAGUCUCACCGCGUCUCCAUCACGGACCUGCAGGACUGCGUGCAGCUCAACCAGUACAAGCUGAAAGAUGAAAUCGGAAAGGGCUCUUAUGGUGUUGUCAAGCUGGCCUACAAUGAAGACAACAACACUUAUUACGCGAUGAAAGUGCUGUCCAAGAAGAGGCUGAUGAGGCAGGCAGGUUUCCCACGGAGACCACCCCCCCGUGGAGCCAAAGCAGCCCCCGAAGGCCCCCCUCAGCCAAAAGGACCGCUAGAACGGGUCUACCAGGAGAUUGCCAUCCUAAAAAAGCUGGACCAUCCCAAUGUAGUGAAGCUAGUGGAGGUUCUUGACGACCCUGGUGAGGACCAUCUGUACAUGGUGUUCGAGCUGGUCAAAAAGGGGGCUGUGAUGGAGGAGUUGCCCACGGACAAGCUGCUAAAUGAGGACCAAGCUCGGUUCUACUUCCAAGACCUAGUCAGGGGGAUUGAGUUCUUGCAUUACCAGAGGAUCAUCCACCGGGACAUCAAGCCCUCUAACCUCCUGGUUGGGGAGGACGGUCACAUUAAGAUCGCUGACUUCGGGGUCAGUAACCAGUUUGAGGGGGCCGACGCCCUCCUGACCAGCACGGUGGGCACGCCCGCCUUCCUCGCCCCCGAGACUCUCUCCGAGACCAGGAAGAACUUCUCUGGCAAGGCAUUGGACGUUUGGGCCAUGGGAGUGACGUUGUACUGUUUCGUGUUCGGAGUGUGUCCCUUUAUGGAUGAACGCAUCAUCAGUCUUCAUCAGAAGAUCAAGACUCAGCCAGUGGAGCUGCCAGAGCAUUCAGACUUAUCGGACGAUCUGAAAGAUCUGCUACUGAAGAUGCUUGACAAGAAUCCAGAGACCAGGAUAUCAGUACCGCAGAUUAAGGUGCACCCGUGGGUGACGCGGAGAGGAGAGGAGCCCCUCCCUCUGGAGGACGAUAACUGCUGCAUGCUGAUCGAGGUGACCGAGGAGGAGGUGGAGAACUCUGUCAAACACAUCCCCAGUCUGGCCACUGUGAUCCUGGUGAGGACCAUGCUGAGGAAGCGCUCCUUUGGGAACCCCUUUGACUGGGGGCGCCAGAGAACCGAAGACCGAGGCACCGGUCUGUCUGCACCAGGACACGUGCUCACCAAAGGGAGAGCGGGCAAUGUGAGAUACUGCUACGUUCAUAGUAACCACAGAAGGAAACAAGAGAGCGGGGAGGGCAUGCGAAGUAUGGACCUGCCCUUGGUGGGCGAAGAUGAGACUCUUUCCUGAUGCAGUGUGGUUUCUCAGCGCGAGGGUGAAGGCCUUGCUAGCGAAUUAUGUUGGUUGAAGCCACUAAUGUCUUUUGUGGAGGUGGGCAGGACUGUUAUAGGGAUGUGACGGGAGCCUGAACACCCUUUUGGUGAAAGCUCCCUCCUGACUGUCACUCACUAACACCCAUCUGUAAUGCAUGCUCAUGUUUCUAGUCACAGCAUGCUCUGUCACAGGCUUCUGAUAUAAAGGUCUGUAUUUUAGCCAAGGUACAUGUGUUUCUCCAGGCCUCCUCUGUUUGAAAAGGCUCUCAGGUUUACUGCAGGGGUGUGGGGGACGGGAAGGGGUGUUUGUGGACGGUCGUACAUUUUCAAGGGGCGACCCCUGUCCCCCACAUGUUAGUAGAGCAAGUUACUUGACUAUGAUUGUCUGGACCACUCACCAUCAAUGUGGACCGUUUUGUAACGAUAGACAGGAGAGGUUUAUUGAAACGAAAAAUAGAGAGAGAAAAAAAGGUUUACUACAUUCAUGGUAUGCAUGUGAGUUUGUUUCUUUCCCAGUGCAGCCAUUGUUUACGCUACAUAAGCUGCACAAUCAUAGAAUUAGUUAUCGAUGCACAAACUAUUUAUUUUAUUAAUUCAGUCCUCACUAAAGGUUUGUUGUAAAAUGUCUCCCAGUUACUACAACUGGUGAAGAGCUUUUUCAAAAAAACGCUGUGUUUUCUAACACAUUUACUUCUGAUGAUACAAUGUUGAAGCUCAAGUCAAAAAUCAUGUGUUUGUGGCAUGUUUGUUUCUUUAAGCUUUUUAUAUGGUAAUAGAUUGACGGGUGUGGUUUUUAAACUUCUCAUUUUCAGGACACCAAAAAUAAAUACAAUUGUGUAUUUUGUAAACUAAUAGCAAACACCUUUAAAACAAGUGACUAUUUCUAAUUGCGAUGUCAUUGUGAAAUGAUAGGAAUUAUUGUCUCUUACAAAUGAAUUUCACUCCCAGGCAUAUAGUGUGGCUGCAGACCUCUUGUACAAAUCUAUGCAUGACUUAUCUGUUACGGAAGUGCUGGAAUUGGUUUGAAUGAGAUAAAAUUGUCAUCAGAUAUGGUAAGAUACCAACGUGUUCGUAGAACUCAGACAUUGAGAUAAAGUUGUCAUCAGAUAUGGUAAGAUACCAACGUGUUCGUAGAACUCAGACAUUGAGAUAAAGUUGUCAUCAGAUAUGGUAAGAUACCAACGUGCUCGUAGAACUCAGACAUUGAGAUAAAGUUGUCAUCAGAUAUGGUAAGAUACCAACAUGUUCGUUGAACUCAGACAUUGCCACUGGAGUGCAACUCUUUUUCCAUGGCGAAGCGGUCGAAUGAUCUUCCUAGUUGUCUUGUGGCAUGUUUAUUUUUUAUGUUUACCUCUUGCCUUUUUGUUGUUGCACGUAGUUAGACGGUGUUUGUGUAUGGAUAUAGCUACAGUCACUGGACAUGUUUGUGGUUCCACAGUAUAUCUUUGAAACAACAUUAAUUCAACAAUUAAUGCUUCCAACAUACUGAUUUUAUUUAGCACCAACGUGUUGUAUGUAUGACAAAGGUUGUUUUAUUUUUGGGGGGGGGGGGGGCAUUUCUUGCAUGUCACUACUGUAUGUUUAAACAAUCUGAAUUGUAUGUUGUGUGUUUUUUAAGACUUAUUACUUACUAUGCAUAUGAAAUGUCACUCUGUGGUGCAGCGCUCCACCCUGUCAUUGGUCUGUCAUGUAUACUGUGUUGUUGGAUGGUACAGUAUCUGAGGUCUCUGAAUACAGUAGCUGACCGCUUGGUAUGGCUGUACCUGUUUGGGGAUCUCACUGUUCAGGGAUACUAUUAUGGAAUAUUAAAAUGAAGGAGGAGAUACGGACGAUGACCUCAGUCCAGAUCAGAAGCGGCGCUUGGAGCGCUGGGCCUGUAACCGAAAGGUUGCUGGUUUGAAUCCCUGAGCCGACGAGGGAAGAAAAUGAAAUGACAACUUGUUUUAUCACUCCACAUGAAAGUGCUCCUCUUCAUUAUAUCAUAGAAGAGGUUGGGUUUGACUACAGGGCUGAAUUCAAUGCAACCCACGGAAUUCUGUAUUAUAUUUGUAUUUAUACAUAUAUUUCAUCUUUGCUUAUUGUUUCAGUCUUUGCCCAAUCUUAUUGAAAGGGCUAGGAUUACCUUUACUGUCCAUAUCACACAAUGUACUGUAGCAUAAUGCCAUCCAUUGUAGUGAGAGCUUUGGUGCCUCUACCCAAAUGCAUGCCAACAUACUAUAGAAAUACCAUUGAAUUGUCAUAGCAUAACAGAGCUUCUCACAAAACAAGAGCUCAUAAUGAUUGAAUCUAUUGUAUCCAGUUCAUUAUUUGAGUAAAUUACAGUGAACUUUUGCAAUGUC
Molecule: messenger RNA, 4391 nt
Organism: Oncorhynchus masou masou (cherry salmon)
Lineage: Eukaryota; Metazoa; Chordata; Actinopteri; Salmoniformes; Salmonidae
Product: calcium/calmodulin-dependent protein kinase kinase 2-like
Exons: 17
Coding region: 308-2029 (573 amino acids)
Biological process (GO): positive regulation of protein kinase activity; intracellular signal transduction; protein phosphorylation
Cellular component (GO): cytoplasm
Molecular function (GO): calcium/calmodulin-dependent protein kinase activity; ATP binding; calmodulin binding
Source: RefSeq, a predicted model, not a curated record